CACUCACAUCCGACUUUGAAUCCUUUUGAAAAGAAAAAAAGUGAAAGAACGCGACAACUGCUGGAAAUAAAACGCAUGCGGUUGCGGUUGUUGAAUGAAAGAUAUUUAUUUUUUAAAACUAUAACUAGAGCUUGUUUUUUUCGCAAACAAAGACGUAAAAGUCCAUUUAGAUUAUGGGAAAAAGUAAAAUUAAAACUCACUUGCAAUCAAUGGUUGAAAUACUUUAAAAUGAGCGAAAAUACCUUCAACAUUUUAUCAAGUACACUAAAACUUUAUCUGAACAGUGAAGACAUGUUACAUUUGUCAAAUGAUAAAAAGAUAGCAAUUGCUUUAAUAUCUUUGGCUUCUGGUAAAAGUAAUAAAUAUAUUGGCCACAUGUUUUCAGUGUCUAAAUCUGAUGUUGCAAAUAUCAUUCAAAAUAUUUCCACUGCAAUACUGAAGUUGAUGCCCAAACAUAUUCAAGUUCCUAAUGAAAAUUCCACUAAAAAUAUUGUAAAAUCUUUUGAAAAAAGGUGGAGUUUCCCUCAAACAACUGGUGUUCUUGGUAGUGUUCAUAUUCCUAUACAGAAAUCAUGUUUGCCUGAGAAUGCUUCCGAUUAUGUGAAUAGUGUUGGUGGCUUUUCAAUGAUAUUGCAAGGCAUAGUAGAUGCAUCAUAUUUAUUUUGGGAUAUCAAUGUAGGUUGGCCAGGAAGUGUGCCUGAAUCUCGUGUAUUUACUAGUUCAAGUCUUUGGUUGAAAGGUCAGGAACGUACACUUUUACCUGAUUAUCCAAGGAAACUUGGGAAUGUUGAUAUACCAUUAUUCAUCCUUGCUGGUUCCUCAUAUCCACUUUCACACUGGGUUAUGAGGCCUUUUUUAGUAGAAUCUUUGUCAGAGGAUGAAAAGAAAUUCAAUGAAAAAUUAACUUUUGCUUAUAAUGCUUGUGAAAUCGCUUUUAAGAGGCUCAAAGCAAGAUGGAACUGUCUUGUCAAUGGAAAUAUUUGUGCAAUUGAGGAUUUUCCUACUGUUAUCAGUGCGUGCUGUAUACUUCAUAACAUAUGUGAGGAACAAAAAGAAAUUAUAUGUGAUGACUGGAUAAUUAAAGCUGAAACUUAUUAUAAACAACCUAUUCCACAGCUUUGCAACACUGUAAUAGGACCACAGGCUGAAAAUUUUCGACAAGCGAUUAAAGAACAUUUUGUUUCUAGUGAAGGUCAAGCCUAG
Uloborus diversus is the source of this 1203-nucleotide messenger RNA. RefSeq lists its product as uncharacterized. Lineage: Eukaryota; Metazoa; Arthropoda; Arachnida; Araneae; Uloboridae. The transcript has a single exon. The coding region runs from base 76 to 1203 and encodes 375 amino acids. The record is from RefSeq and is a predicted model, not a curated record.